Molecule: messenger RNA, 2757 nt
Organism: Malassezia japonica
Lineage: Eukaryota; Fungi; Basidiomycota; Malasseziomycetes; Malasseziales; Malasseziaceae
Gene: RPN1
Product: proteasome regulatory particle base subunit
Exons: 1
Coding region: 1-2757 (918 amino acids)
Biological process (GO): proteasome-mediated ubiquitin-dependent protein catabolic process; regulation of protein catabolic process
Cellular component (GO): proteasome storage granule; proteasome regulatory particle, base subcomplex; proteasome complex
Molecular function (GO): enzyme regulator activity
Source: RefSeq, a predicted model, not a curated record
AUGGAGCGCGAGGAUGCCCAGGCGGAAAGUAUCCGUGUGCUUUCGAGCGACCCGGAGAGGAAAGAGGAGAAGCCUCAAGAGGUGCCGAACACCAAGGACACGAAAAGUAGCGAUCUAAGUGCCGAGGAUGAGCAGCUCAAGACCGAGCUCGAGAUGCUCGUCGAGCGCCUCUCGGAGGGCGACAAAGGGCUGUACCGCCCUGCGCUCGAGUCGCUGCAGACGCUCAUUCGCACGAGCACGUCGUCGAUGACGUCUGUGCCGAAGCCGCUCAAGUUCCUGCGCCCCCACUACCCCCAGCUCAAGGACCUGUACGAAAAGUGGCAGGACGCGAGCGCGGACAAGGCGCUCUAUGCAGAGAUCCUGAGUGUGCUCGCAAUGACCUACUCCAACACGGGCGACCACGAGACGCUCAAGUUCCGCCUCGCGGCCGAUUCGAUGCGCGCGUCGACCACCGCCGAGGACCUCGGGCACUGGGGCCACGAGUACGUGCGCCACCUCUCGACCGAGCUCGGCGAGGAGUACAAUGCACGCUCUGAAAAAGAGGAGGAUACCACGGAGCUGCUGCGGCUUGCGCUGCUCGUCGUCGACUUUUCGCUGCACCACAAUGCCGAGGUGGACGCGGUGGACCUCUUGCUCGAGCUCGAGGCGGUGGAGCAGCUGCCGCAGUUUGUCGACAAGGACACGUUUGAGCGUGUGUGCCUGUAUUUGGUGAGCUGCGUGAACUUGCUGGUGCCGCCGGACGACGUGCUGUUCCUGCGCACCGCGCACGAAAUCUACAUCAAGCACCAGCGCUACUUUGAGGCGCUCGUCCUCGCCGUCCGCCUCGCGGACCGCACCCUGAUCCGCGCCGACUUUGAGGCGCCGACCAACCCCGUGAUGCGCAAGCAGAUGGCCUUCCUCCUCGCGCGGCAGCAGAUCCCGGUCGAGUGGCUCGAGGACGACGAGCACAAGAUCGAGGACCAGGAGCUGCUCGACUGCCUGUACAACAAGCGCCUGAACGAGUACUUUGUCGACUUUGGCAAGGAGCUCUCGGUGUACGACGCCAAGAGCACCGACGACGUGUACAAGGCGCACCUUGAAAACUCGCGCCCGUCGCUCUCGACGAGCGUCGACUCGGCGCGCGGCAACCUCGCCAACGUGUUUGUGAAUGCGUUUGUCAACGCGGGCUUUAGCAACGAUCCUCUGCUCGCGCGUGCGGAAGAGGGCAACAGCUACGUGUACAAGACCAAGGACCACGGCAUGCUCUCGGCCGCCGCGUCGAUCGGCCUCUCGUUUUUGUGGGACACGGACAAUGGCCUGGCGGAGAUCGACAAGUUUAGCUACUCUUCCGACGAGAACGUCAAGGCCGGCGCGCUGCUUGCGUGUGGUCUUCUGCACGCGGGCGUGCGCACCGAGAUGGACGCGCCGCUGGCGCUCCUUUCGGAGCACCUCGAGAGCAAGAGCGUGCCGCUGCUCACCUCGACGGUCGUCGGCCUGGGUCUCGCGUACGCGGGCGCGUGCCGCGAGGACGUGAUGGAGCUCCUCCUGCCCGUGCUCCAGGACGAGUCGCAGCCGAUGCAGGUCGCCUCGCUCGCCGCGCUCUCACUCGGCCUGAUCUUUGUGGGGCAGGCCGAAGGCGAGAUCGUCUCGAGCAUCCUGCAGACGAUGAUGGAGCGCGACCCGGCGCAGCUCGACGAAAAGUGGGCGCGUUUCAUGGCGCUGGGCCUUGCACUGCUCUUUGUCGGCCAGCAGGAGAAUAGCGACGCGACGAUCGAGACGCUCAAGGCGAUCGAGCACCCCCUCUCGCGCGAGGUGCAGAUCCUGGUCGACGCGUGCAGCUACGCGGGCACCGGCAACGUGCUCAAGAUCCAGACGCUCUUGCACUACUGUGCCGAGCACGUCACGCCGGAAAAGAAGGACGACGACGAGGAGAAGAAGGACGAAGAGAAGGACGAAAAGGACGAGAAGGACGAAAAAGACCCCUCCGACCUCUUCCAGGCCUUCUCGGUGCUCGCCAUUGCGCUCAUCGCGAUGGGCGAGGACGUGGGCGCAGAGAUGACCUUGCGCCACAUGUCGCACCUGAUGCACUACGGCGACCCCGUCAUCCGCCGCACGGUGCCGCUGGCCCUCGCACUGCUCAACCCGUCGAACCCGGCGAUCCCGGUGCUGGACACGCUCAGCAAGCACUCGCACGACUCCGACUUGGACGUCGCGCUGAACGCGAUCCUCGCGAUGGGCAUCGUCGGCGCGGGCACGAACAAUGCGCGCCUCGCGCAGCGCCUGCGCCAGCUCGCGAGCUACUACUACAAGGAGCCCGACUGUCUGUUUGUCGUGCGCGUCGCCCAGGGCCUCGUGCACAUGGGCAAGGGCGUGCUCGGCAUCGAUCCCUACCACACCGACCGCCUGCUCUUUAGCCGCACGGCGGUCGCGGGCCUGCUGGCGACGCUCGUUGCGUUUACCGAUGCGCGCGGCUUUGUGCUCGACCGCUCGCACUGGAUGCUCUUUUACCUCGUGUCGGCGAUGCGCCCCCGCUUCCUCAUCACGCUCAACGAGGACCUGGAGAAGCUCCCGGUGUCGGUGCGUGUCGGCAAGGCGGUCGACGUCGUGGGCCAGGCAGGCAGGCCCCGCACCAUCUCGGGCUUCCAGACGCAUACGACGCCGGUGCGCCUCGGCAGCCGCGAGCGCGGCGUGCUCGGCACGGAAGAGUACCUUUCCUACACGCCGAUCCUCGAAAACGUCGCGAUUCUCCGCAAGAAUCCCGGGAACGAGGAGGAAUAG